This is a messenger RNA of Dermacentor silvarum, 1352 nucleotides long. Its product is annotated as neprilysin-1-like. NCBI's taxonomy places the organism in Eukaryota, Metazoa, Arthropoda, Arachnida, Ixodida, Ixodidae. Gene Ontology annotation, cellular component: plasma membrane. The coding region runs from base 1 to 1323 and encodes 440 amino acids. Gene Ontology annotation, molecular function: metalloendopeptidase activity. Gene Ontology annotation, biological process: protein processing. The transcript is spliced from 6 exons. The record is from RefSeq and is a predicted model, not a curated record.
AUGAAGAUAUUCGACAACGACAUGCAGUGGAUAAAAACUUCGCACCAGGAACACACUGGCCCCGGUGCUUUGGCAACGUACUAUGAGAAGUACCUCAAGUUCUACGACUCAAAUCUGAACUUAGCGGCUCUCACCCGCCGCAUCAUCGCAGUCGAGAAGGCCUUUGGAGACUUCCUGGAUAUACUUGUCGCGAAUGACCGUGUCGCGGGCGUUCCUCUGGAAAUAGGGCGCCUGGGAAAGUACACAGAACCUCUCAUCCCGAGCGCGGAGUGGGUGCGGAUCUACAAGAAGUUCACCAACGACACGUUCGACGGCAAGGACACGGUGGUGCUGUGGAACAACGCGACGGCCGUGGUGGUGUUCGCCUCGGACACCAGUCGCCUGGCACGCGAGGAAGCGCGUCUGCUGAUGGCGUGGAGCGUGCUGCGGAGGCUCGUCGUUUACAGCAGCGGUCGCGCCAUGAAGAGACUCCAAACGGAGGACCUCGAGACCUUCUGCCUAGACACUGUCUCGGGGGUACUCGAGGUGGCCGUCACCAACCGCUACAUCACCACGUACGCCCCGCAGAGAGCUCUUGAAGCCGCGAAGGUGUUGACACUGCGCAUGAUCAGCGAGCUGGUGAACAAGUUGUCCAACACUCGGUGGAUCGUUGAUCCGGUGCGCAAUCUGACCGUGACCAAGGCCCGGAGCCUGCAGCUCAUCAUGGCCUACCCCCCUCAUCUGGAGAACGCCUCCAAAUUGGAAGAGUUUUACUCGACUUUCCCGGACACUGGAGUGGGUUUCUUGAGGCCUUACCUGGAGACACACAGGCACUUCACCAGCCGCAUGUUCAAGGAAAACGCCACCGAGAACUUCACCACUGGUGUCGCCAAUGCCUACUACCAACCGGGCGUGAACACCAUGACGAUUCAGGCCGGAGUUGUGCAGCCGCCCAUGUACUUUCCCGACGGACCGGCAGCGCUGAAUUAUGGAGGACUGGGGCAGUUGGAAUCGAAUGCCAGGCAGCUCGACGACUUCACGGACUCGGAAGGCCUUGCCGACUACACGGGACUGCUGCUGGCCUACGCCGCCUACCGUAGUCUCCCGGCUGCCGAGCGGGACAGGAAGGUGCCCGGCAUCGCCUUGAGCGCCGAGAAGACCUUUUUCGUGGCGCACUGCCUCAAGUGGUGCUCCUUGUCCAAGAAACGCAGUCAGGAGAGCCGCUAUUGGGCCGGCCGCUCGCGUUGCGUCGUGCCGCUGCAGAACAUGCGCGAGUUCGCCUCGGCCUUUCGCUGCAAUACCGGGGAACCGAUGAGUCCCUCGAACAGAUGCGACUUCUGGUAGAAAACUCGGCGAUGCGUUAACUCAUCGCU